Nematolebias whitei (Rio pearlfish) is the source of this 1571-nucleotide messenger RNA. RefSeq names its product UDP-N-acetylglucosamine pyrophosphorylase 1, like 1 (gene uap1l1). The record is from RefSeq and is a predicted model, not a curated record. The coding region runs from base 24 to 1538 and encodes 504 amino acids. Lineage: Eukaryota; Metazoa; Chordata; Actinopteri; Cyprinodontiformes; Rivulidae. Gene Ontology annotation, molecular function: UDP-N-acetylglucosamine diphosphorylase activity. The transcript has 9 exons. Gene Ontology annotation, biological process: UDP-N-acetylglucosamine biosynthetic process.
GAUGCAGUAGAACCUGGUCCAACAUGUCCCGUUUGGAGCAGGUUAAGCAGAGUUUGGACUCAGCAGGACAGGCUCAUGUUCUGCGGUUCUGGUCGGAGCUGAGUGAGGAGCAGCAGGAGGGGUUCCUGCAGGACCUGGUUCUGUUGGACCUGCAGGCUCUGAAGGAGCACUGUGAGGCGGCCUGCCGGGCUGCGGCCGCCCCGAACUCCUGCACUCUGGACCCGGACAUGGAACCGGUUCCCCCCGAGAUCACCGGCAGCGCGAGGAGCGACCCGGAGGUCCUGACCCGGUGGGAAGACCAAGGAUUGUUGCAGAUUUCCAAGAACCGGGUCGCAGUUCUGCUCCUGGCUGGAGGUCAGGGGACCCGACUCGGAGUUCCGUAUCCGAAAGGGAUGUACGACGUUGGACUGCCGAGCCGAAAAACUUUAUAUCAGAUCCAAGCAGAGAGAAUUCACAAAGUCCAGGAGCUUGCAGACAGAAGACACAGCUCUAAAUGCACCAUCCCAUGGUACAUCAUGACCAGUGAGUUCACUCUGACUCCAACACAGACGUUCUUCAAAGAGAACAAUUUCUUCAACCUGGAACCAUCAGACAUCAUCAUGUUCGAGCAGAGGAUGAUCCCAACUGUGACCUUUGAUGGCAAAGUCAUCCUGGAGAGCAAAGGAAAGAUCGCCAUGGCUCCAGAUGGAAACGGUGGUCUUUACCAGGCGUUAGUGGAUCAUAAAGUUCUGGAGGAUAUGGAGCAGAGAGGAGUGGAGUAUGUGCACGUGUACUGUGUGGACAACAUCCUGGUGAAGAUGGCCGACCCCGUUUUCAUUGGGUUCUGUGUGAGCCGAGGGGCCGACUGUGGGGCCAAGGUGGUGGAAAAGGUCCAUCCUGCGGAGCCGGUGGGCGUGGUCUGCAGGGUCCGAGGCCUGCCCCAGGUGGUGGAGUACAGCGAGGUCCGACCCGAGACUGCCCAGCUCCGAGGUCCUGAAGGAGAACUGGUCUACAGAGCCGGAAACAUCUGCAACCACUUCUUCAGCCGAACCUUCCUGCAGGACGUGGCAGAGAAAUUUAAGGACGACUUGAAGCAACACGCUGCCUUGAAGAAAGUUCCAUACGUGGACUCGUGCGGAAAUCAGCUGAAACCAGCUGAACCAAACGGCAUCAAGAUGGAGAAGUUUGUUUUUGAUGUCUUUCCCUUCUCCAGGAACUUUGUUGUGUUCGAGGUCAUCAGGAAAGACGAGUUUUCUCCCUUGAAGAACGCAGACGGAGCAGCUUUGGACACUCCGACCACGGUCAGAACCUCUCUGAUGGAUCAGCACCGGCGCUGGGUUUGUGCUGCCGGAGCCUCACUGCUGGACGGAGACGGAAACGAGAUCGGAGCUCGAAUCAGCGAAUCAACAGAUCCUGUAAAAUGUGAGAUUUCUCCUCUGGUGUCGUACUUUGGAGAGGGCCUGGAGCUCCUGAAGGGGACAAAACUCCAAACUCCUUUGAUUCUGGAUGAAAAAACAACUAAAGUUCUUCUGGGUCAGAGAGGUUCUGGACAAAUCUGAACAGGAAGUGGAGACACAAGGACACACCUGGAG